Dentiscutata erythropus is the source of this 503-nucleotide messenger RNA. The record is from the annotation of a GenBank genome assembly. Lineage: Eukaryota; Fungi; Glomeromycota; Glomeromycetes; Diversisporales; Gigasporaceae.
AUAUCAAACCAGAUAACUUUUUAAUGGGAAUCGGUAAACGGGGUAAUCAAGUGAAUGUAAUCGAUUUUGGUUUGGCCAAAAAAUAUCGUGAUCCAAAGACACACUUACAUAUUCCUUAUAGAGAAAAUAAGAAUUUAACAGGAACGGCUAGAUAUGCAAGUAUUAACACUCAUCUAGGUGUCGAACAAUCUCGACGUGAUGAUCUUGAAUCACUGGGUUACGUUAUGAUGUAUUUCUGUCGUGGAUCACUUCCAUGGCAAGGACUUAAAGCAGCAACAAAGAAACAAAAAUAUGAUCGCAUCAUGGAAAAAAAAAUGACCACGCCCACAGAACUUCUUUGUCGUGCAUUCCCCAAUGAAUUUGCCAUCUAUUUGAAUUAUACUCGAUCCCUUCGAUUUGAUGAUAAACCUGAUUAUAGUUAUUUGAGAAAAUUAUUUAGAGAUUUAUUUGUUCGUGAAGGAUUUCAAUACGAUUAUGUCUUUGAUUGGACGAUUUUCAAAUAC